UUUGUGAAGGAAGCCUUGCCAGGUUGCAAGGGAAUUUGGACUGUUUACCACAAGAGUGCACGUAGCCAUCUCAACGAAUCCUCAAGGGUGGCAGAUGAAGAAGAUGAAUAUCAUGCAUAUUUGAUUAUUAGUUUGGAGACUCGUACAAUGGUUCUGCAGACUGCAAAUAAUUUGGAGGAGGUAACAGAGAAUGUCGAUUACUAUGUUCAAGGAAAUACUAUUGCUGCUGGAAAUCUAUUUGGGAGACGUCGAGUAAUCCAAGUGUUUGCUCAUGGCGCUCGAAUUCUUGAUGGUGCAUUUAUGACUCAAGAACUGAGCUUUAAGGCUUCAAAUGUGGAAUCUGGCUCGAGUUCUGAUAGUUCUAUCGUAUCUUCUGUUUCGAUAGCUGACCCUUAUGUUUUACUAAGAAUGACAAAUGGAAGUAUUCAGCUUCUUGCGGGAGAUCCAUCAUCGUGCUCUGUUUCUGUUACUGUUCCAUCAAUAUUUGAAAGCUCAAAAAAGUCAGUAUCUGCUUGUACUCUAUAUCAUGAUAAAGGCCCCGAACCUUGGCUCAGGAAGACUAGUACUGAUGCUUGGCUUUCUUCUGGCAUGGGAGAGGCAAUUGAUGGUGCAGAUGGGGUAACCCAUGAUCAGGGUGAUGUGUAUUGUGUUGUUUGCUAUGAAAAUGGUACUCUUGAAAUAUUUGAUGUUCCCAAUUUUAGUUGUGUUUUCUCCGUUGAUAAAUUCGUAUCUGGAAGGACCCACCUUGUCGACACCUUUAUCCAAGAUCCAGUGAAUGGUCUGAAGAAAAAUACUGAGGAUGUUAUGGGCCCUGGACAGAACGAGAAUGCUAAGGACAUGAAGAUAAACGUGGCGGAGUUGAUGAUGCAUAGGUGGAUAGGGCUAUAUUCCCGCCCUUUUCUUUUUGGGAUAUUAGCUGAUGGGACGAUUCUGUGUUAUCAUGCAUAUGUUUUUGAAGGAUCAGAGAAUUCUUCUAAAGUUGAUGGAUCUGUUUCGUCACAGAAUUCCAUUGGUCUUAGCAGUACAAAUGCAUCUAGGCUCAGAAAUUUAAGAUUUGUUCGGGUUUCAGUAGAGAAUUAUGCAAAGGAAGAGAUGUCAUCUGGAACCCCAUCACAGCGAAUGAGUGUCUUUAAGAAUAUUGGUGGUUCUCAAGGAUUAUUUCUCACCGGGUCCAGGCCAUCUUGGUUCAUGGUAUUUCGUGAACGACUUAGAGUACAUCCACAGCUGUGUGACGGACCUAUCGUUGCGGUCACUGUUCUUCAUAAUGUCAACUGUAAUCACGGACUUAUCUACGUAACAGCCCAGGGCACUUUAAAAAUUUGCCAGCUUCCAUCAUUCCUGUCAUAUGACAACUAUUGGCCAGUGCAGAAGAUACCACUGAAGGGAACACCACAUCAAGUUACUUAUUUUGCUGAGAAGAAUCUUUACCCAAUUAUAGUUUCAGUUCCAGUUCUUAAGCCAUUGAAUCAAGUCCUAUCAACUAUAGUUGAUCAAGAAGUUGGCCACCAGUUUGAUCCUGAUAAUAUAAAUUUUGAAGGGAACUACCCUAUAGAAGAAUUUGAGGUGCGGAUUAUGGAACCAGACAAAUCUGGUGGGCCCUGGCAAACAAGGGCAAGUAUUCCUAUGCAAAGUUCUGAAAAUGCUCUGACUGUGAGGGUGGUUACUUUACUUAAUACAACAACAAGAGAGAAUGAAACACUAUUGGCAGUUGGGACUGCUUAUGUGCAAGGGGAGGAUGUUGCUGCAAGAGGGCGCGUGCUUUUGUUUUCUAUAGACCGAAAUGCUGAUAAUUCUCGAACUUUGGUCUCAGAAGUCUACUCAAAGGAAUUAAAGGGUGCUAUAUCUGCUUUAGCUUCACUUCAAGGUCACUUGUUGAUAGCUUCUGGUCCUAAAAUUAUCUUGCACAAAUGGACGGGGUCUGAGUUGAAUGGAGUUGCUUUUUGUGAUGUUCCUCCACUCCAUGUUGUGAGCCUAAAUAUUGUGAAGAACUUUAUUCUUCUUGGAGACAUUCACAAGAGUAUAUACUUCAUCAGUUGGAAAGAGCCUCAGCUUAACUUAUUAGCUAAAGAUUUUGGUUCCCUUGACUGUUUAGCAACAGAGUUCUUGAUUGAUGGUAGCACUCUCAGUCUUGUAGUUUCAGAUGAUCAAAAGAAUGUUCAGAUAUUCUACUAUGCUCCAAAGGUUUCAGAAAGUUGGAAAGGGCAGAAGCUUCUGUCUAGGGCUGAGUUCCAUGUUGGUUCUCGCAUUACAAAGUUCUUACGCUUGCAGUUGCUUCCCGCUAUAUCUGACCGAACUGCUACCACUCCAGGGUCUGAUAAAACAAAUCGAUUCGCUUCAGUGUUUGGCACACUAGAUGGCAGCCUUGGCUGUAUAGCCCCUCUGGAUGAACUUACUUUUCGUAGGCUUCAGUCCCUGCAGAAAAAGCUUGUCAGUGCUGUUACCCAUGUUGCUGGACUAAAUCCAAGAUCAUUCCGGCAGUUCCGUUCAAAUGGAAAAGCUCAUCGGCCUGGUCCAGACAACAUAGUUGACUAUGAGCUGCUAUCCCACUAUGAGAUGCUCCCAUUGGAGGAACAGCUUGAGAUAGCUCAGCAAAUUGGAACCACACGGAUGCAAAUAAUGUCAAACUUGAAUGACUUGACCUUAGGCACAAGCUUCUUAUAGUGUAGCUCUAGCGAGGACGAAUAGAUCAGAAUCAAUGUUUUGCUAAUUUGGUGGAAGUGGGGAACUGGAGCGGUUCAGAAGUCGUCGCCGGCCAGUCUUAAGCCUUCAGUAAUCAUCCUUGUGGAACUAAGACGGCUUUACACCUAUGAUGCUGUUUCCUCUUUGAAUCAUGAAUCCGAUGCUGUUUCCUCUUUGAAUCAUGAAUCCGAAGAACUGUGCAGGGAUCACCAUUCUCGUCAAGCAGCUGCAGUCUCUUAAUGAGAUUGCCCAGAAUUCUUGGUUCUCUGUUGUUAUUGUGGAUGUAUAUUAGUUAGGUGUAUCAUUCCUAGGACCAUUUAUAAUGUACUGCAUAAGUUAAAAUUUUAAGCUUGAUAUGUCAAUCAUUGUAAUCUUGUAAGUUAUUUUUUUUUUUUGAGAAUGGUAUCAUUUGUAUUUGGAGGUUAAUUUUUUUGAGAAUGGUAACAUUUGUAAUCUUGCAGGUUAAGUACAAUGUCUAAGUGGUUACACCGCCUACAAGGUUAGUGUUGAGAAGUAUAUACAUUGUAGAGUUAGUUUGACUGUUAGAAGUUAGUUAGUGGGUUAGUGUA
Molecule: messenger RNA, 3248 nt
Organism: Nicotiana tabacum (common tobacco)
Lineage: Eukaryota; Viridiplantae; Streptophyta; Magnoliopsida; Solanales; Solanaceae
Source: RefSeq, a predicted model, not a curated record